GGAGGGAGGGAGAAAGGGGAGCUGAUUAAAUUUGAGAUGUCUGUAAGCUCUAGCAUGCACCUGCAGGGAGAGAGGGGGGUGGAGAAGGGGAAGGACAAGCAAUGUAACACAGGGAAAAAGUUGAUUGGACAAAACCCUACAGUGUUAUGACAGGGAGGCAGAGGGAGAGCGGCUAGCAGCGGAUAUAAACAAUAAAGGUUAAUUGGGCAGGUGAGCAGGUGGAGGAACUCGAGAAGGAGGUGGUUGGCUGCGAGAAAAUUUGAUCCUCAGUCAGGUUUGAAACUCAAGCGUACCUCUGCGCAUCCACCCUGGUGUAUAUAUAAGACUGACACAGCUGUCAGCGGCCACCACAAAGCCUUAUCUGCUGCUGCUGCUGCUGCUGCUGCUGCUGUGGACCUGGACAGAGAGGAAACCGAGCCAACAGCGAACCAACAUGUCGCUCACCUCCAUCCUUUCAGCUGAGGCCAUUGAAAAUGCUGUCAAGGACUGUCAAGCUCCAGACUCAUUCUGCUACAAGAAGUUUUUCCAGCUGUGUGGCCUGUCCUCAAAGACGCCCAAGGAGAUCAAAGAUGUCUUCCAGAUCCUCGACGAGGACAACAGCGGCUACAUCGAGGAGUCUGAGCUCAAGUACUUCCUGCAACGGUUCGUCCCUGGGGCGCGGACACUGACCGAGGCAGAAACCAAGAGCUUCAUUUCAGCAGCUGAUGAUGACAGUGAUGGCAGAAUUGGAGCAGAGGAAUUCCAGACGAUGGUCCUGUCCUGAGUUUUGCAGAUAAAAAAAGUCUUCGGGUCUUCAGUCACCUUCCCACCUCUGGAGUCACAUGAUCCCAGCCUCUAUUCCCAAGGACUUCUUUUCUUUUCUACUAAAGUCUGUGUGAGUUUUUAAAUGACCUUUUGUCCAUUUAAAGACAACAGAGUUUUUCUUUCCUCUGUGUUGGUCCGUGUUUUCUUGUCUGUACACAUCCCACCUCUGACAACGAAUGAGAUGAAUAAACAUAUGGAAACAUA
Messenger RNA from Lates calcarifer (barramundi perch), 1008 nucleotides. RefSeq names its product parvalbumin 9 (gene pvalb9). The coding region runs from base 434 to 763 and encodes 109 amino acids. The record is from RefSeq and is a predicted model, not a curated record. Gene Ontology annotation, molecular function: calcium ion binding. NCBI's taxonomy places the organism in Eukaryota, Metazoa, Chordata, Actinopteri, Centropomidae. Gene Ontology annotation, cellular component: nucleus; cytoplasm. The transcript is spliced from 5 exons.